AUGGCGGGGAAGAAAAAGCCCCGCGGACGGCCACCUCGCGCCUCUAAUGAAGCCGGGACAUCCAAACAAGACGACGCCCAGGCACCUUCCAGCAAACCCCCAAACCCCUCCCGAAAGCGCUCCAACCGUCGGCCUUUCACGGAGGCCGAGCCAUCACCCCCUACCGAGCCACCUCGAGUUCCCGACCACUUUCCCAACAACCAUCACCACCUAAUAACCCUCACCCAGCACAUACCCCGCGCGACCAUCGCCUCCAGAUGGACGCCCCUCGACGCGCCCUCCAUAACAGCCGUAACCAACUCCCUAACGGACGCCUCCCUCCCCAUCCUCCACCGCCUCCGCGACCGCGACGCCCGCCACGCCCAAGCGCAGUCCAUCCUGCGCACCUUUGCCACCCGACUGCGCGCCAAGCUGAUCAAGGGCAUGCCCUUUCCCCCGGCGUCCAUCGCGCCUACAUCCUCCUCCUCCAAUGGCAGGGGCAGGGGUAAGAGUAAAAGUAAAGGCGGAAGUCACGAGGUGGAGCUAGAUUUCGAAAAGACGGUUGACGCCAUCGCGGGGUUGGAGAAGGCGCUUGAUCCGCUGCUGCAUAGCGUUGUGUUGUUAAAGGCGGAGAAGGAACGGGAGGAGAGGGCGUUGGAGAGGGAGUAUGAGGUGCUGAGGCGCCUGGAGGAGAAUGCUAGGGCUCAGGUCAGGGGGUGGAGGGAGGGGAUGGCGAGGGGGAGGGAGCAUGUUUUGCUUGGGGGGAUUGGGAGCAGUCAUCUUGAGGGUAGGGUUGGUGGAGGGGAAUUCGUUGCUGCUGCUGCUGCCGCCGCUGCUGCUUCUUCCUUUGGGGAAGGAGGUGGCGGUGGAAUCUUUAAGGAUAUCCAGGGAGAGGAACUGCUGGCGCUGUCACAGCAGAUUGGAAAUCACAUGGACAGCAUGAAGAGUAAUCUGGGCCAAAUCGAAGGUGUGCUGCCGGCUAUUGCGAAAACCAGAGCGGCACUGCAGGGGACGCUGUGUGAGUAUCUGGAUCCGGAGCAGUAUGAGCAGGUGCUGCUUGGGUAG
This is a messenger RNA of Parathielavia appendiculata, 1044 nucleotides long. RefSeq lists its product as uncharacterized. NCBI's taxonomy places the organism in Eukaryota, Fungi, Ascomycota, Sordariomycetes, Sordariales, Chaetomiaceae. The record is from RefSeq and is a predicted model, not a curated record. The coding region runs from base 1 to 1044 and encodes 347 amino acids. The transcript is spliced from 3 exons.